This is a messenger RNA of Strigops habroptila (Kakapo), 1683 nucleotides long. It is a transcript of the gene SLC25A4, whose product is annotated as solute carrier family 25 member 4. The record is from RefSeq and is a predicted model, not a curated record. The transcript has 4 exons. Gene Ontology annotation, biological process: mitochondrial ATP transmembrane transport; mitochondrial ADP transmembrane transport. Gene Ontology annotation, cellular component: mitochondrial inner membrane. Gene Ontology annotation, molecular function: ATP:ADP antiporter activity. NCBI's taxonomy places the organism in Eukaryota, Metazoa, Chordata, Aves, Psittaciformes, Psittacidae. The coding region runs from base 116 to 1012 and encodes 298 amino acids.
UGGGCAGCGCGGGGCGGGGGGCCAUUUGGCGGGCCGUGCGCGGGGGCGGCCGGGCGGGGAGCUGCGCGGCUGGUUGGGUGUCUGCGGGCAGGGGGGGGCCGGACCGGCUGCCAGCAUGGGUGACCAAGCGCUCAGCUUCCUCAAGGACUUUUUGGCCGGUGGGAUCGCUGCCGCCAUCUCCAAGACGGCUGUCGCCCCCAUCGAGAGAGUGAAGCUGCUGCUGCAGGUCCAGCAUGCCAGCAAGCAGAUCACGGCGGAGAAGCAGUACAAGGGCAUCAUCGACUGCAUAGUCCGCAUCCCCAAGGAGCAAGGCAUCCUCUCCUUCUGGAGAGGCAACCUAGCCAACGUGAUCCGGUACUUCCCCACCCAGGCCCUCAACUUUGCCUUCAAGGACAAGUACAAGCAGAUCUUCCUGGGGGGAGUGGACAGGCACAAGCAGUUCUGGCGCUACUUCGCGGGGAACCUGGCGUCUGGGGGUGCUGCUGGAGCCACUUCCCUCUGCUUCGUCUACCCGCUGGAUUUUGCCAGGACCCGGCUGGCAGCUGAUGUCGGCAAAGGAGCCAGCGAGAGGGAGUUCACUGGGCUGGGCGACUGCCUUGUCAAGAUCUUCAGGUCUGAUGGCUUGAGGGGCCUGUACCAAGGAUUCAGUGUGUCUGUCCAGGGCAUCAUCAUCUACAGAGCAGCCUAUUUUGGGGUUUACGACACGGCCAAGGGUAUGUUGCCUGAUCCAAAGAAUGUGCAUAUCAUAGUGAGCUGGAUGAUUGCCCAGAGUGUCACUGCAGUAGCAGGGCUGGUUUCUUAUCCUUUUGAUACUGUGCGACGUAGGAUGAUGAUGCAGUCUGGCCGAAAGGGAGCUGAUAUUAUGUACAAGGGCACAAUUGAUUGCUGGAAGAAGAUAGCUAAAGAUGAAGGAGGCAAAGCGUUCUUCAAAGGUGCCUGGUCGAAUGUGUUGAGAGGCAUGGGCGGAGCUUUUGUAUUAGUACUUUAUGAUGAAAUCAAGAAAUAUGUCUAAAACUCAUCAUAAGACAGUUCAAUUGUUCUCAUUCAACUUUUUUUAAAAACAUAUGCUAUUGUGAUGUAAUGGACAACAAAAUAUUUCCUAGGGAAACAAAGUUUGAGUAACAUCUGAUUGAGAUCAGGAUGCAUCAAUUUAAAAAUUGUCCACUACAUCACAGUUUCAUUUUGUAUGAAAAUUCCUCCAACAUUUGUAUUGGAACCUGUGUAUAUAUUAUACUUCAAAUUUGAGGUAAUAUAUUUUGUCUAGAGACAAGACUUGGGUGCUCUCUACCUAGUUUAAAAUGUAAUAUUGUGGAGACUUGAUAGAAUAACAUCUUUGGAAAUACCUAUUGUACUAAGUGAUGUCUCUAGCUACCCAACAGCGUGAUGACAUAACAUGAAUUAAAAUCAUGUUUUCUUAAGCUGUAUUUUUUUAAAAUGAUACUAACUGAAAAUCAUGUCUAAAAAUAAAAACUAUAUUCAAGCACCAGCCUGAGUUCCUAACUGCAGCCUCCUCACUGGCAAAUUAUGCAGUCAUAUGGUUGAAACCAUAACCUGAUUUUACAAACAUACUUUGUGGAAAUAAUGUUUAAAGAAUUCCCUGGAUUGUCACUAAGCAAAAAGUUGUCUGCUGAUGUUCAAUUGAACUAAACCUGAAGUAAUGAAAUAAAUUAAUAUAUAAAUGAA